Messenger RNA from Pecten maximus, 591 nucleotides. RefSeq lists its product as uncharacterized. The record is from RefSeq and is a predicted model, not a curated record. NCBI's taxonomy places the organism in Eukaryota, Metazoa, Mollusca, Bivalvia, Pectinida, Pectinidae. The transcript has a single exon. The annotation marks the transcript as partial.
GAGCAAGGGCUAUCGAGGGGAGUGCGUCCUGGAGGAGUAAGGGCUAUCGAGGGAGUCAACCCUGGAGGAGUAAGGGCUAUUCAGGGAGUGAAUCCUGGAGGAGUAAGGGCUAUUCAGGGAGUGAAUCCUGGAGGAGUAAGGGCUAUCGAGGGAGUCAACCCUGGAGUAAGGGCUAUCGAGGGAGUCAACCCUGGAGGAGUAAGGGCUAUUCAGGGAGUGAAUCCUGGAGGAGUAAGGGCUAUUCAGGGAGUGAAUCCUGGAGGAGUAAGGGCUAUCGAGGGAGUCAACCCUGGAGUAAGGGCUAUCGAGGGAGUCAACCCUGGAGGAGUAAGGGCUAUUCAGGGAGUGAAUCCUGGAGGAGUAAGGGCUAUCGAGGGAGUCAACCCUGGAGUAAGGGCUAUCGAGGAAGUCAACCCUGGAGGACUAAGGGCUACCGAGGAAGUCAACCCUGGAGAAGUAAGGGCUAUCGAGGGAGAAAACCACGAAGGACUAAGGGCUAUCGAGGGAGUGAACCUAAGAGGAGUAAGGGCUACCGAGGGAGUGAACCCAGGAGGAGUAAGGGCUAUCGAGGGACGAAACUCGGAGGACUAA